Molecule: messenger RNA, 2112 nt
Organism: Entrophospora candida
Lineage: Eukaryota; Fungi; Glomeromycota; Glomeromycetes; Entrophosporales; Entrophosporaceae
Source: the annotation of a GenBank genome assembly
AUGGCCUUUUGUCCACAUGUUUCUACUGUAAAUUUACAACCUCCUUCAGCAUCAACUCAAGUUCAUAAAGAGGAAUGUACACUAUGUUUUGAUUCUCAGGAUUUAUCUCCUGGAAUUGAUGUUUGUUUAACAUGUUUUAAUGCUAGUUGUCCUGGCCCUGAACGUAAUCAUUCUCAAAUUCAUUAUCAAAAAACGAAUCACCCACUUGUUUUAAAUAUUCGUCGUUUGAUCAAAGAUAAACCAAAAAGACCUGAUGAAAAUGAAGAACCUCCUCAAAAAAUAAGUAAACUUGCAAUUGUACCCGAAUCUGAAGAAGAGAAAUAUGAAUUUUUGACAAAAGUUAAAUGUCAUACUUGUGACGGAGUGGAAGUUGACAAAACAUUAGAUAAUCUUCCAUUUGUGAUUGAUUCCAUUAUGCUUUCAAUUUCAGCCAAUAGACAAUCAGAAAUCAAAGCUUGGGAAGAAGAAAUCACUGCAUGCGAACAUACACAAAAUUUAGUACAAGAGCCUCCAAAAGCUUUAGAAUCACAAAAUUUUGCACAUUGUAAAGAUUGUGAUUUAAAGGAAAAUUUAUGGUUAUGUCUUGUUUGUGGUAAUAUUGGUUGUGGUCGUCAGCAAUAUGGUGGUAUCUCUGGAAAUGGUCAUGGAUUAGCUCAUUUUGAAAGUACAAAUCAUCAAAUAUCUUGUAAAUUAGGAACAAUUACUCCCGAAGGAACUGCUGAUAUUUAUUGUUAUGUCUGUAAUGACAUGAAACUUGAUAAUGAGGUAGUCAAACAUUUAGCAAAUUUUGGAAUAAAUAUUGAAUCACAACAAAAAACUGAAAAAAGUAUUACUGAGCUUCAACUUGAACAAAAUCUGAAAUUUGAUUUCAGUAUGGUAACUGAAGAUGGUAAAGAGCUUGAACCAUUAUCUGUUGUUACAUGGCUUCAGUUCUACAAUCUGUAUUUUCCUUGGCAAAUUUCCAAGAAAGAGCCAGCCAAUUGUAUACAAUGUCAGUUAUCAAAGAUUGCUGAUGGUUUAUUAAGUGGCCGUUAUUCUAAUUCUAAUGAAAAAUUGGGCUCAGAGGAUGAUAAACGAGAAGAUAAUGGAAUUAAGCCUGCAAUGUUUAAAACUCUUAUUGGAAAAGGUCAUGAAGAAUUCUCUACAAUGAGACAGCAGGAUGCAUUUGAAUUUCUUCAAUAUUUAAUCACUACAAUAGAAAGAAAGGAACACAAUAAUCCUAAGAAUGAUCCUACUCGAUCUUUCAAAUUUAGUAUUCAACAGCGUUUACAAUGUUUGGAAUGUAAAGGAGUACGGUACAAAAAUAAUACCGAGUCAUAUAUAUCAGUACCAGUUCCUGCAAAAAGAAUUGCUGGAACUGAGGAGAAUGCAGAAGAUCGAUAUGAACCAGUGACGAUUGAAGAAUGUUUAGACUCGUAUACUGCAGAUUCUAUUAUUGAAUAUUUUUGUCCUGCUUGUGACAAAAAAGCUUCAGCAAUAACUAAUACAAAAUUCUUGAGUUUUCCCGAAAUACUCAUAAUUCAUGCUCGUAGAUUUGAACUGGUGAAUUGGGUUCCUCGAAAAAUAAGUGUCCCAAUACUCUUUAAAAAAGAUACCUUGACAUUUGAUAAAUAUUUAGCUAAAGGUAGACAAGAAAAUGAAACUUUACUUCCAGAAGAAAGUUCAACUGGUAAUCAAGAACCAUCUAUAAAUGAAUCGGAUCUUAAUCAGUUGCUUUUAAUGGGAUUUCCUGAAAUUCGGUGUAAGAAAGCCUUGAUUGUAACUGGUAAUAACGGAGCUGAUGUAGCAAUGAAUUGGUUGUUUGAACACAUGGAUGAUCCAGAUAUUGAUAUUCCAAUGACUAUAAAUAAUAAUAGUGGAAAAAAUUCAACUAUGCAACAAAGCCCCAAUUCUAAUGAUACAUAUGGAGAUUCAAGUUUACCAGCAACAUAUAAACUUCAUAGUGUCAUUUCACAUAAAGGAACCUCAGUACAUUGUGGACAUUACGUAGCACAUGUACGAAAGUCUGAUCAAUGGGUCUUAUUUAAUGACAACAAAGUAGUUGCUGCACCUAAUCCUCCUAUUGAAGAUUCUUAUAUUUAUGUAUUAGAAAGGAUUCUCAUUAUUGAUUAA